Molecule: messenger RNA, 387 nt
Organism: Cryptomeria japonica (Japanese cedar)
Lineage: Eukaryota; Viridiplantae; Streptophyta; Pinopsida; Cupressales; Cupressaceae
Product: dirigent protein 1-like
Exons: 1
Coding region: 1-387 (128 amino acids)
Source: RefSeq, a predicted model, not a curated record
AUGGCUUCACAAAUGCUAUUCUUUAUCGUCCUCUCCCUUGCAAUAUUAUCUUGUUCAUGGGGAUAUCAACAAGAGGAGAAUAUUGUGUUUUACUUGCAAGACAUAGUGAGCAAACCCAAUGCAACAGCCAUAGUAGUUGCAGGAGCAAAUGGAUCAACAUACAUAGACAACUUAGACUUUGGAUCGUUGGUGGUUGUAGAUGAUCUUCUCACUGAAAUGCCUGAUCCCUCUUCCACCGUUGUGGGAAGGGCCAAAGGAUUCUAUGCCUAUUCAGAUGUUGACGCUAAUGCAGUUCACAUGGUGUUCUCCCUUGUGUUUCAGAACAAGAAAUAUAAUGGGAGGACCCUUGAAUUCCAUGGAACAGAUAUCCUCACGAGGUCCUUUUAG